Messenger RNA from Desarmillaria tabescens, 2455 nucleotides. Its product is annotated as exo-beta-1,3-glucanase. Gene Ontology annotation, cellular component: cell surface; extracellular region. Gene Ontology annotation, molecular function: beta-glucosidase activity. Lineage: Eukaryota; Fungi; Basidiomycota; Agaricomycetes; Agaricales; Physalacriaceae. Bases 1 to 2307 code for a protein of 768 amino acids. Gene Ontology annotation, biological process: glucan catabolic process. The record is from RefSeq and is a predicted model, not a curated record. The transcript is spliced from 12 exons.
AUGUCAGGACCUCACAAUGAACCAGCCAGCAACGUGGCGUACGACCCUCUACCAUUGACAAGCGACGACCAGCACACUGACGCCCUCUACAAUGCCGCGUCCCCACUUCCCUCCGCUCCCAGUACCCCCGCAACCGCGAGUCCAGGAUCUACCUGCCGACGACUUUGGAAUUACCUUCCGGCGCUGCCCAGCCCCGUUUCCUCGGUGCUGCCCUUGUACAACGAAGGAGGACCAGUCAUUCGCGACUCGUACCACUCCCAAGGAACAUUUCCUUCCACUGGAGGUAGAGACUCCGAAUACAGUUCUUCAGUGUAUGCCCUGAACGACACUCAGCACCAAAACCAAGGCAGCGGGGGCUUCGAGGCUGGCUACCGCGAUGAUCCACGCGACACGGAAUAUUAUGGAGGCGAGGGAGAGAGGGGUAUCGGCAUGGCCCCAAGAAACGCGCUGUUUACUGCUGCCCCAAGUCCUAAACGGAAGGUUAUCAUUGCUGCAGGGGCCGCCGCCGCCGCCCUCCUCAUCCUCGCCAUCGUCAUUCCUGUGUACUUCGCAUGUUGUCAAACCCAAGAAUACCACGAGUUCCGGCAGCUAAUGGCAGCAGCAACGACAAUAGCGGUAAUAGUGGGAACACUAGUCCGUCAGCCUACCAGCACUGGCAAGCCAACUGUCGCGGCUGUGACAGGCGGUGAUGGGUCCAAAAUCACGACAGAGGAUGGAACGCAGUUCACGUAUUCAAAUUCGUUCGGUGGAUACUGGUACUACGAUCCUAACGACCCGUUCAACAACGGAGCACGACCUCAAUCGUGGAGCCCUGCACUAAACGAGACGUUCAACUAUGGCGUCGAUAGAAUUAGAGGUGUCAACCUUGGUGGAUGGCUUACCAUCGAACCUUUCAUGCGAAACUAUAGUUCCCCUGCUUUAUUUGAGCCCUUCGCGGAUACUAGCAGCCCGGCCGUCGAUGAAUACACUCUGCAUACCUUACUAGCAGCGGAUUCUGGAAAUGGGGGCCUUGACCAGAUCAAGGAGCAUUACCAGACAUUUAUCACAGAACAAGACUUCGCUGAGAUUGCCGGCGCGGGCCUAAACUAUGUUCGGAUACCCUUGCCGUAUUGGGCCAUUGAAACCCGGGGAGAUGAACCCUUCUUGCCUAAAGUUGCUUGGACCUACUUCCUGAAAGCCAUCGAAUGGUGUCGUAAGUAUGGCCUGCGAAUCAACCUAGACUUCCAUGCCCUACCAGGCAGCCAGAACGGAUGGAACCACUCUGGUAAACUUGGAACUAUUAACUUCCUAAACGGCCCUAUGGGUUACGCAAAUGCGCAACGCUCCUUGGACUAUAUUCGUAUCUUCGCGGAAUUCAUAUCACAGCCUCAAUACCGGGAUGUCGUGACAAUGUUCGGGAUUGCGAACGAAGUUCAAGGUUCCGUUGUCGGCGAAGACCAGACUAAGGCUUUCUAUCUUGAAGCUUACGACAUUGUUCGCAAUGCUGGAGGUGUUGGUGAAGGGAAGGGGCCUUGGUGGUCUGGUUUCCUACCUGAUGCCGACCGGAUCACCCUUGAUUCUCAUCCAUACAUCACCUACGCCACGACGCCCUGUACCACCUGGGGAUCCCUUGUAAAUGGAACAAUGAGCGACUUUGGUCUUGCCAACGCUGGUGAAUUCAGUCUUGCCGUUACUGAUUGUGGUGAAUACCUCAACGGUGUUAACUUGGGGACUCGAUACGAGGGAAAUUAUACUGGUUACACGACGUCGGUGGGAAGUUGCACGGAGUGGACUGAUUGGAAGAGCUGGGACGCUGACAUGAAGAGUGCUAUGAAGCAAUUCUCCCUAGCAAGUAUGGACGCACUUCAAGACUGGUUCUUCUGGACGUGGAAAAUAGGCAAUUCAAGUAUUUCAGGCCAAAUUGAGUCCCCAGCCUGGUCGUAUCAGCUUGGCCUCCAACAAGGCUGGUUGCCAAAGGAUCCUCGUGACGCGGUUGGAACAUGUGGUAACUCAAGCCCUUGGACAGGUACUCUUAGCGCUGGAUCCGGCAGCAUCCCAGCGAGUGUCAGCAGCUCCCUAUCGUGGCCCCCUGCAACUAUUAGCAAUGGCGGUGCGCUUACGCUCCUGCCUUCGUAUACUCCUACCGGAGUUGUUCCGACGCUCCCUGCUCAGACGGUGACAGCCAGUGCAACUGCUUCUAUCGAUGCCGGGGACGGAUGGAAUAACAGCGGUGACAAGGAUGGGCUGAUGGUGAAUAUCUCGUCAUGCAGCUAUUUGGAUCCUUGGGUGGGGCCUACAGCGGCACCACCGUCGCCCUUGUGCUCAUAAAGCGUUCAUUCCCCUUGUCAUGUCACACUUCGUCCACCCUCCUUUCCGUUACUCUAUUGACUUUGAUCGCUGCUAUCUUGUUUGAUACUUUGUGGAAUUUCCCCUCCUUGCCGUCUUACAGACAGUAUCGGUUGUAGGCUGCUCUUUC